UCUCUUGCUCGCUUCUGCCGACCGCCGCCCGCUGCUGGAUUACAAUCUCCUCCGUGCGCCGUCUACGACGAGUGAGAACUGCUCUCUUCCGGCAGCCAUCAUCUCCGGUUCCAGAGGCAUGGAUGAAGAAGGGGCAGUCGAGAAUUUGACCCGGAAAACGGAGAAGUGGAAGAAAGCAAAGGCUAAGAAAGUUGAAAAGAAUGAAGAGAAUAGAACCAUGGGGAUAGAGGAUGCCCAGAGUAUUAGUACGAUGAAGGCAAUUGAGGAUGUUCAAAUGUCUGAGAAGCAAGACGUUGCUGAAUUGAAGGGGGAUCAUAAAAGGGACAAAAGGAAGAAGAACAAAAAUAAAGAAACUACAGAUGCUGAGGCAGAAAUCAAGAAGAAGGGUGCAAGAGAAGGUGAAUUCGCUGGUACUUAUAGUGAGGAUGGUAGUGGAGAUGCAAUGGGUAAUGUUGAAAGGAAGACGAAGAAAAGAGAGAAGAAGAAGAUUAAGGAUGAGAGAUUUGAGAGGGGUAAUACUGUACAUGUUGAGGGUAAUGAGAGUGAAAAACUGCCUGAAGGAGAAAGUAUUUCUAGAAAGAAGAGUCACAAAGAAGCUAAAAAAGAGAGGAAGAACCAGAAAGCAUUAAGAAACCGUGGAGAUGGUGAUAUUGAGAAGGAGGGAGGAAAAUAUGGGAAAGGAGAGGGAACAGGCAGUGAGCAUUGCAAAGUUAAUGAUAUGGAUCUGGUUGAAAGGAAGAAAAGGAAAAGGGAGAAAGAAAAGAGUAAGUAUGACAAGAAAAGUGAGGCUAAGCUGGAUUCUGGAACUGGGGACGAUUCAAGGAGGACGGUGGACAAUGAAAAUGACAGUGUAAAAGUGCUUGGAAUAUUCAAUGAGGGGCACGUAGCGGAUUCCUGUGUGAAGGCUGGCAUGAAAGGGAAGAAGAAAAGGGCAGGGAAAGAAUAUGAUGAAGGUAAUUCAUCUUCGCUGCAGCAGCAACACAUGCCAGAAGAUGUUGAGGGCAAUACCCUGUCAAAUAACUAUGAUGGAAGUGUCACAAAGGAACACGAAAGAAAGAAGAAGAGCAAAACUGCUGAUCAACAAUAUUCUGCAGAUAAUGACAGCAAUUGUCUUAUGUGUACUGAUGAGAGACAAAAUAAUGAAGUUGUAGAUGCCAACAAAGGAAAGAAGAAAAAGAUUGAAUUAGUUGAAAAUGGAUCUGGUGCGAUAGGAGGUAAUGAGGUGGAACAUGCCAACAAAGGAAAGAAGAAACAGACAAAAUCAGCGGAAAAUGGUCCUGAUGACAUAAGAGAUAAUGGAUUAGAAUCUGGCAACAAAAAAAAGAAGAAAAAGACCAAAUUAGUAGAAAAUGGUUCAAAUGAUCCUACACCUAACAAAAGUAAUAAGAAAGUUAGAUUUUCUGGCCAGGAUGAGGUUUUCCCUGUACCUGGUGAUUUGGAUACCAAUAGGGGGAAUUAUGAAGAAGACGAUCUUGUCAGAGGCAAGCGGUUCACGCGUGAAGAGGAUGAGAUUGUUAAAGAGGCUGUUUUUAAGUACAUAGCCGACCAUGACUUGGGGGACGAAGGUCUAGACAUGGUUUUGAACUGUAAGAAGCACCCUCAGUUGAAAGGCUGCUGGAAAGAAAUAGGGUCCGCCAUACCAUACAGACCAUAUACUGCUAUCUAUUACCGUGCCCAAGUUUUAUUUCGAAGGUCAGAGAGCCGGAAAUGGACUCAAGAAGAGUAUGAUGAGAUUCUGAAGUACCAGGAGGAGCACGGUAACCAGUGGAGGGCAUUGGCAGAUGAACUUGGGAAACAUAGAUGGCAUGUGAAGGAUACUUGGCGGAGAAUAAAAUUGACCAACAGAAAAAAAGGAAAUUGGUCUCAGGGAGAGUAUCAGGAAUUAUUUGAUCUGGUAAAUACUGACCUACAAUCAAAAGUUUUUGAAGAGAAGAGAUCCAAGCAUGGGAUGUUGCGGGACAAUAUCUGUUGGACAGCAAUCAGUGAUCAGUUGUCAACUCGACCUCAAGCAACUUGCUGUCUUAAGUGGUACAAACAGUUAACUUCACCUAUGGUAGCUGAAGGUAUAUGGGCUGACACUGAUGACUAUCGCCUGAUAAGUGCACUAUAUAGCUUAGACGCAACAUGCAUGGAAGAUGUGGAUUGGGACAAUCUUGUUGACAAUAGAUCUGGAGAGAUAUGUAGGAAACGUUGGAACCAAAUGGUUCUGCAUAUAGGUAAACAUGGAAACAAGUCAUUUGCUGAACAAGUCGAAGUAUUGGCUCAACGGUAUUGCCCACAUCUUCUUGAGGCAAGAGAGGCCUGGGACAGCAAACCAAGAGUUCCUUGAUGUAGCCAUUGCAGCUAUGGAGUCUGAAGCUUGAUAUCUCAACACAAAGCAAAAUACUUGUGAAGGUUAGGCCUCUUCAGGACUUGGCAAGAGCAAAUUCUAUACUCUUUGAACACAAAUACCUUGAUGUUGUUAUGUUUUUUACAGGUAUCUCCUGUGUAUGUUGUCUAAGAUUGCGACUGUGCUUUGUACUAAAUUUACCCUCACAUCCUUUGAAGUAUGGUUCUUAUCUUUUCAUACCA
This is a messenger RNA of Sesamum indicum (sesame), 2571 nucleotides long. RefSeq names its product myb family transcription factor. The record is from RefSeq and is a predicted model, not a curated record. Lineage: Eukaryota; Viridiplantae; Streptophyta; Magnoliopsida; Lamiales; Pedaliaceae.